Messenger RNA from Aspergillus puulaauensis, 738 nucleotides. RefSeq lists its product as uncharacterized. The transcript has a single exon. NCBI's taxonomy places the organism in Eukaryota, Fungi, Ascomycota, Eurotiomycetes, Eurotiales, Aspergillaceae. The record is from RefSeq and is a predicted model, not a curated record. Bases 1 to 738 code for a protein of 245 amino acids.
AUGAAGCUCACUACUCUCAUCGCACUCCCAUCUCUGGUAUCCGCCAACAUGGGCAUCUACUGGAGCAUGGAGAACGUCACCUCCUCAGGUCUAAAAGACAUCAUCUUCCCCAUGGCCAUGCCCAGCAGCAAACACGAGUCCGGCCUGUACUACGCCCAGCAAUUCCCCUUCAUCGACGCGGGCGGCAUCGGCUACACAGGUCUCCAGCCUCUGGCUGACACCGCCAACGGAAGCAUGAUCCACGCUGUCUUCUCCAGCUUCGCGCCGGGAACAACGACAACCGACCUCGCGAACUGUCAUGACGGCGCAGACGGCGGCGAAGGCGUCAGCUGUGCCGUUGAGAUCCCGGCCCCGUACGCGCAUCUGUACCAUCUGGUGAUCAGGAACACGAACGGCACGACCUGGACGGGGACACUUGUUGACGCGGCCCUCGGCAAUGAAACGCAUAUUGGCACGUACACUCUCCCAACCGGCUCCAAGGGGAUUUCGGGCUCGUAUAUGGGCUUUGUCGAGUGGUUUUCGUUUAAUGUGGAGGAUGCGGAAGAGAAGGGCGAGUGUGAUACUAUGCCGAGGGCUGCUGUGACGUUCUAUCCGCCUACGAGUAACAGCACGUCCUCUGGUAAAGGGGUUGGGGAGUUGGGAGAGCCGUAUCCGUAUGGCGGUUGUGAGGAGGAUGGAAAUUACCAGUGGAAGGCUGUUAAUGGUGGGGGGUAUAGUAUGAGUGCUGGGUAUGUGUAG